ACGCCACAAAUGUGAAAUCAAACUUUGUUUUUUACCGGAGAGAUAAUGUUUACUUAAUAAAUUAAGUAAAAUUAUCCAUAAUUUGGUUUCAAAUUUAACUGAAGACUACGACAAGGUUUCAUUAAAAUAAAAGUGUGUCAUAAUGGAUCUCCCGAAACCGCCACAGGAUGUCGAGUUACGAAAUAUCAUUGAUAAGCUAGCACAAUUCGUUGCUCGAAAUGGACCAGAAUUCGAGCAAAUGACCAAAAAUAAGCAGAAAGGCAAUCCUAAGUUCGGUUUUCUGUUUGGAGGGGAACACUUUAACUACUAUCAGUACAAAGUUACUACUGAACAAGCAAUUCUCAAGAAGCAGAAGCAGAGUUCAAGCACAGUGGCAGUCUCGGCCGUUUCUCAGCCGAGCUUGAGCUCGCUCGUAAUGGCGGCUGCUGCUUCUAGCUCAACCAGUCAGGCCUUGCAGCAGGCGGUCACCAACUUUCCAGCUCUAGUUUCAGGUUCGACAUUGAACAUAGCAGCUCAAUGGUUGGCUGCAGCACAGUCUCAGGUGCAGCAGACGACCGCCACAGAUUCGUUAGCACAGCAGCAGGCCACACUGCAGGAUCAGAUUAGACAAAGUGAACAGAAUCUGUCCGCACAACAUGCUGUAUUAAUGCAGCAACAGCAAACGGCAAUUGAAGAUACGAUUGAACAAACGCGCAAAGAUAAAUUGCUCGCUGAAGCGAAUGACUGUAACAUACAGUUCAACGAAUUUGAUGCCGUGCUCCAACCUAUCAUAGAUUCCUGUACUAAAGAUUCCAUAUCCAAUGGAAAAGCAGUAUUGGAGCCUGGCAGGACGUUUUUGCACAAACUUCACAUAAUUUAUUUAGUGAAUGAUAUACUACAUCAUUGUGCUCGUAAAAAUGUGGACAGCAUGAGAAAAAGUUUGGAGAGCGUAGUCGUUCCUAUGUUCUGUAAUACAGCUCUGGAUGUCACUGAGGAGCAAAAAUCUAAAUUGAAUAAGCUUCUCAACCUAUGGGAAACAAAGAACCAUUACUGCAGUGCAGAAACGGUUGGCAAACUGAAGAACCCCGCCCAGUCGUGGGCCGACUACCAAUCACAGCUGAUUGCGGAUAACCAUGAAAUAGCCACGCCCAUCAUCAAUAACAUGAAGAGCACCCUGCAGAACUACACAGCGCAACAUCAGGCGUUCGUGUCGCAUGCUUUGCAACAGAUACAGAGUCUAGAACAGCAAAAACUUGAGGUUCAGCAGAAACAACAGCAGGCACCAGUUACAGUACCGACGGUCACUAAUUCACAACCUGAAGUGACCGGCCUACCCCCCACCACCACAUCCACUCAACAACAACAGCUGCCCUGCGUCAACAUCGACCAACAACAGUUGGCCUGCGUCAACAUCGACCAACAACAGUUGCUGCUGUUGCAACAGACCGUGCUCAGUCAGAUGCAGAUGCAACAACAACAGCCGCCGACAACAACCGACCCACAGCAACAACAACAGGCGACACCGCAACAACAGCAGCAGCUGACAGAGAGGGUGAUGACCCCUCCGCCGCCUAUGUUGACUGGUGGGGAUAUUGGGGAGGGGGGACCUCCCCCUCCGAUGGGGUUGGAGAACAUCAGCUUCUCACAGCCACCGCCAGGGUUCUCUCCGCACAUACCGCCGCCUGGUAUCGCACUGCCUGAUUUCUCGCAGCCUCCCCCUGGUUUCCCGGCAGUUCCUCCUCCCCCGCAGAUAUCGGAUGUGAUGCCAGAUGAUCUCCUCCCCUCCCUCCCCUACUACGAUCUGCCUGCUGGUCUCAUGGUGCCUCUUAUCAGGCUAGAAGACUGUGAAUACAAACCUCUGGACCCGGAUGCUAUCAGACUUCCCCCUCCCGCACCUCCCAGUGAGAGGCUACUGGCCGCUUUCAAGCAGUUCUACUUACCUCCUGGACAUUCACAUCCACUCGAUAGUGAAGGCUGGGAAAAGUUGGGAUUAUACGAGUAUUACAGAGCAAAGAAUACGGCGAAAAAGAAGAAGGAUGACGACAUAGCUGCCGGGCGACGCAUGAAGUCACGCUCUCCCUCUCCCAUCUCCCGGUCCAAGUCAAAGAGCAAGACUCCGCCGCCCAAACGCAGAUAUCGCAGUCGCAGCAGAUCGCGAUCGAAAGGGCGUAGCCCCGUUAGACGCAACAGUGGAGGCUCAUCGAAUAACAGCAACAAUAACAACAGUCAGAAUCAGAACAGUGGCGGAGGGGGCGUGGCUAGGAGGCGACUGAACAGUGGCAGGAGGAGUGGUGGAGGUGGAGGGGAGAGGUCAAGGUCACGUUCGAGGUCACCGCUCUCCCCCCUCAACACUAACACUACGCCACAGAAACAGCUGAUCGACAGGGAUCGAAGUCCUACGCCGCCAUCUUUUGCUGGCGGGGCCUACGGCAAGAUCAGCCUUGAAAGGUUGGAUGAAAGCAACAAGGGCCAUCAGAUGCUGAGAAAGAUGGGUUGGGGAGGGGCCGGGUUGGGUGUCAAGGAACAAGGUAUUGAGCAACCCAUUUCAGGGGGCGAGAUAAGAGACAGAACCGACCAAUACAAGGGUGUUGGUCUCAACCUGAACGAUCCUUAUGAGAAUUUUAGAAAAUCCAAAGGACAAGCCUUUAUAACAAGGAUGAAAGCGCGAGCGGAAGAGAGAGGGCAAGAGCGUGAAGCAACAGCUGCAGCAGCUUCACCGGAACGAGAUUGAAUAAUUAUUUUAUUAUUCAUGCGCGUGUGUGUGAAAGAGUAUAUAUAUGUGUGUGUGAUCAGAGAUAUACGCAGGUGAAUAGAACUGUAUAGUUCAGUAAAGUCUAUCAAAUUUAUGGCUGGAGUUCCUCAUUAUUACAUGUGAAGCUUUCACAUGUUGUCAAUUUUAUAUAACUUCAGAAUAGGAGCUCUGGGGAAUUCGAAUAUUCAAAAAUGACAAUCAUGUUAGAUUAUUUUUAUUUAUUUUUUUAUUAAUUAGUUUAGAGGAUGCAGGUUUAAUGAGUUUCAUCCAGUUUCCGCGAGAUCAGAAAGAACUCUUCCAUAAGAACUUCUUUUAAAACUCAUUUAGGAACGUAUUUUUUAUUUUUGCAAUGCAAUUUGUCUUUCAUGUUUGUGGUUUACAAAAUAUCAUUUUCUAAUCACUUGUAUUGGACCUUAACUGCGUCAAUGAAAAACUGAAAUCAGGUUGUAACCUUACAACUGAGACGACCUUACAACCUUACAAAAAUCUUCUAACACAAUAAAUUGAAUUAAUUUCAAAAAAAUCUUCUUGAAAUCAAUUACUUUCAAUUUUUUUAGUUUUCUUCUUGUUUCAAUUAUUAUUACAGUAUUUAUGCUUGAUUGAUAGCAGUAAUGAGUUGAUAGACUUAGGAAAGAGAAUUGAAAUAACAAAUCAUUUUAAAUCCUUACUUAGAAAAUAUUUAUUUUAAAAAUAUUUUACAGAGGUGGCAUAGACGAAACAAGUACUCCUGUUAGGUAACUAUACAUAGAACAAUUUUAAUUCAAUACAUACAAUUAUCAAUAUAUCUAAUACCGAAAUUUCUAUUGAACUAAAUGAGGAUAUCCUAGGUGAAGAGGAAGAUGGAAAGAUUGAGAGUGAGACAAAGUAUUCACUUCACAUCUAAUUACAGAAAUAAAAGAAAUUUUAAUUUUUAAAUUUUUUACUUGAAUUAGUUUUGAAUUCUUCAAAAUCAUAAUGAAAUACUUGUAGGCUUACUAAGAGAAAUAAAUUCCCGAUUUUUCAUUACAAUAUAACUUUCCUAUCAACUUGCCAAUUAACAUUUCCUACUUGAAUCCGUAAAUUUUCUACACAAUUAAAUAUUCUCCAUCGUUUCAAUACAAUACUGACAAAUAACAACAAUGUUCAUCUGGAAAAUAAAAAUUUGCACUUUUCCGAUCUUGGAAAUAUUUCUCACCUCGUCAUUUAAUUCUUGAAACUUAAUUGAAAUAUACUUCUUUGUAAGUAAAUAUUGCUGACUUAUACUAAUUUUCGUGUUAUUAGAUAACACUAUACUGCAAUACGUAAUUUUGUUGAGAAAUUAAUUAAAUUCAAUCAUAGAUUUAACAAAUAAUUAUGCACCUAUUAAUAGUAGGUCUAUUAUGUACAUGAAGAACUUAUAAGUAACGUUCAAUAUAUUUUUUAAUUGUACUGAAUAUCCAACUUAUUUUAAUUGUUUUUCGUAUUAUAAGCUAAACGUUUAAAGCUUAUAGUCAAAUUCUUGAAUUCUUUUAAAAGACCUAAUAUUAUUAAUAGUACUCAAGUGGACAAAUUUUUAAAUCUUUCCAUUCUCAUUUUAAAAUCUGAUAGCUGAAUUGAAAAAUACACUUACAAGGAGAUUGGACGAUGAAAUUCCAAAAAACGGUGAUUCACCCUCUAUCAUUCAUUAUCCUCACAUUUCAAUAAAUUACACAUUACCCAUUAAAUUUACACAUCAAUAGUUUCUGGAAUACCAGCCAAAAUUAUCGACUUAAUAGCCUAUUUUCCAAUAUUAAUUGCAGUUGGAAAUUUUUGCCAAUGGUGGAGCUGUUCAAUUUUAAAACUCUCACAACUAAAUUUUACUAAAACUUUAUGAUUUUAACCACAGUUUCUAUUUGACGAUAUACCCUUUUAAAUGAAAAAUCUGACAUUUUUUAGAGACUGGAACCGACAAAACUUCUCGGAAUAAAUGCUUUGGUAAAUAUAUUUUAGUAUUAAUUUGCAUCUCUGGCAAUUCAUCUUUGUCAUGGAAAUUAAAUAAAGCCAAUAUCAAAACC
Molecule: messenger RNA, 4743 nt
Organism: Nilaparvata lugens (brown planthopper)
Lineage: Eukaryota; Metazoa; Arthropoda; Insecta; Hemiptera; Delphacidae
Gene: scaf6
Product: calcium homeostasis endoplasmic reticulum protein
Exons: 17
Coding region: 143-2710 (855 amino acids)
Biological process (GO): RNA processing; intracellular calcium ion homeostasis
Cellular component (GO): perinuclear region of cytoplasm
Molecular function (GO): RNA binding
Source: RefSeq, a predicted model, not a curated record